This is a messenger RNA of Contarinia nasturtii (swede midge), 1567 nucleotides long. RefSeq names its product adhesive plaque matrix protein 2-like. Lineage: Eukaryota; Metazoa; Arthropoda; Insecta; Diptera; Cecidomyiidae. The transcript has 6 exons. Bases 173 to 1468 code for a protein of 431 amino acids. The record is from RefSeq and is a predicted model, not a curated record.
AUUUGGACGCAUUUUUAGCGAAAGAAUUGAAUGAGAAAAUCAAAUUUAAUUUCAAUUUAUUUCAACUAAAAUUGUUCAAAUUAUAUUCACUCUCCAAAAAGUAAUCAUUAGAAUUUGAUAGUGCAUUAGCAUAGCAUAACUACUGAUCGUAUUAUAUUUCUCUAUUUCGAUCAUGAGCAUGAAAUACUUGUGUGUUUUAUUAUUAUUGAGUGUCAGUGUGAGAGCCGCACCAACUCAAGAUGAUGUAGAUCAUCAAGUUAAAGAAACGCCAAUUAAUCCUUGCCUUCCCAGUCCUUGUGGCGCGAACUCAAUUUGUCAUGGAAAAAACGACACAGCUUCGUGUGAAUGUUUACCAGAGUAUUCCGGUAAUCCGUAUGAAGGCUGCAGAUUAGAGUGUGAAUUGAGUAUUCAUUGUGAUGCCAAUUUAGCUUGCAUUCGCAAAAAAUGCGUUGAUCCCUGUCUAGGAGUUUGUGGCUCUAAUGCUGACUGUCAAGUUGUAAAACAUACGCCAAAUUGCGUCUGUAGACCUGGCUUCACAGGAGACUCUUAUCGAUACUGUUCUCCAAUUGAUGGAUACGAUGAACAUCUCGACAAAGUUAAAAAAGAUAAUUGCCAUCCAUCACCUUGUGCGCAAAACGCCCAAUGUAAUAAUGGAGUGUGUUCGUGUCUUCCGGGCAUGCAAGGCGAUCCAUACACUCUGUGCAAACAUGAGUGUUACCUCAAUAGUGAUUGUCUGAGAGACAAUGCUUGCAUUCGAAAUAAAUGUGUAAAUCCUUGUGAAAGUACAAGAUGUGCAGAGAACGCAAAUUGUUAUGUUUAUAAUCACCUUCCAGUAUGCGUCUGCCCAAGUGGAACGGAAGGAAACCCAUAUCAACAUUGUACAAAAAUUGGUCAAAAUGAGCCGCUACCUCCUGUAGUAAUCGGUGGAUGUCGUCAAUAUCCUUGCGGAAACAACAGUCUGUGUACAAAGAGUAAUGUUGAUUCCACAGCUCAGUCACCACUAAAAGAUGAUUACUUGGACUCGUGUUUGAGAGAUCCAUGUGGCCCAUAUUCUGAAUGUCGUCCAAAUGGUGAUUGUUACAUAUGCAAUUGUUUACCUGACUUCAUUGGCCAGCCACCAAAUUGUAAACCUGAAUGUGUCCUCUCCGCCGAUUGCGGGUUACAAGAGGCUUGUGUAAAUAGAAAAUGCGUCGAUCCUUGCACAUUGGAUGUCUGCGGAACGAAUGCUGAAUGUAAGGUUAAAAAGCAUACUCCAAGCUGUAGAUGCGGUAAUGGAUUUAGUGGAGAUCCAUUCAUCAGUUGUAAUCCAAUACCACCACCCCAAGAUGAAAUUCCAGUAGAUAAAUCCAAUCCUAUACCUUGUGCGCAAAACGCAGAACGCAUUGAUGGAAUUUGUACAUGCUUGCAUGGUUUGCAAGGCGAUCCAUACGAUACUUGUUCACCAGAGACCACAAUACUGCCUGAUUAAUAAUUAUUACUUUCUAUUUAUGAUUUAAGCUCAAAUUACGUGUACACAUGAAUCGUUGCGCGGAAUAAUAAAUACAAUAAAUAAAUUAUGUGGAAAAGA